GCCAUAUUGUUUUAAAAAACACUUGGACUCGUUUGGUAUGGACGGAUUAAUCUGAUUGUACUUAUUAUCGUAAGUUCGUUAUUCUUUAUUGCGUUUAGCUUUAUUGUUAUUGUCAUUCAGCGUAUUUAUACUGUGUUUCACCCUGUAGAACUGUUUCAUCGUUGUAAUUAAAGCAUAAUCAACCGAGGAGUUCGCUUCAUGAAACAGUUGAUCUCUUCGUCAUGGUAGUCGUCGAAUGCUCUGUGCCCGACUGCACAUUCACAACAGACGAUGUCUCCGAAGCACUGGCAAUUGCCCUUCUCUCUAAUCACAACCUGGCCCACUGCAACCUGGCGCCUACCGUCGCAGACGCUGCCCCAGCACCUACAGCACCCAGAUCAAGUAAAAGGAUGACAGUUGUAUUAAUUUCAGAUUUCUUAAUCAUUGGUGUUCAAGGUGUCAGUGUAUGCUGUAUCUGAUUAAAGGAAUACUUUUGCAUGUAUUGAGUCCGACUGUGUUGUUUUUUGUUUUAACAAAAGUUUUCAUUGUAGACCAAGCACCUGUGUCUGUCGACUUAGAAACGUCUUCCAAAGGUGUCAUGGUGAUAGGGCGAGGGAACAGAGUGGCUGUAGGAACAGAACAGCAAGUAUGUAAAUAUCUUGUUUAGUAUAUAACUGCUCCAAGUAUAGUACAAAUAAUGCACAAAACAAGUACAAACAUCACAAGAUGUUUGGACAGGUGGUGUUUUGCAUUGUAAAAAACUUGUUUAAUUUGACUUGGAUGUGGCAGCUCUGGUGGGUGCUGCAUGUAAUUGAAAGCGCUGCCUAUUUUAUUUAUAUAUUGAUCAUUAUUUAAGCACUAAUGAACUUAUCUGUCAUUAAUUGAGCAGAUGUACUGAUUAUUGAUGAUUUUCUUAGAUCUUUAUUUAUGUAUUUAUUAUGCUUGUUAGAUUUUGAGAGAAAAUGAAGCCCUGAAAGCCUUGCUCAAGGAGCAGCAGGAGAUUAUAGAAGUAUGUAUCUCAAAUAAUAUUACAAGAUAAAUUCAUGUCUAUAUUAACUGAGUUAAUAAUGUAAAUUGGCUAUUGAAAAGAGUUUCUAAGAGGAUGUUUAUUUUGCUAUAAUAACUAAUUUGGGUUUUUUUUAUUAAAACAUUAUGUACUUUUCUGUGGAAGGCAAGAAAAGUGAUCAUUAGGUUGCAGCAGGAAGUGGACUGUCAAGAUUAUAAAUGCAAGGUAUGUUAAUUUUUUUUGCUGGUUUUUGCAAAAAUUGUUUCCCCCGAUUAAUCCAUCUUAACAUCUUGAAAGAUUAAUUAUAGUAAUAGGAGGGAGUGGAGUUCAAUUUGGUCUGUAGUCAUACCAGUGAUAAAAAAGUUGGAUGACCGCAAAUCAGGAGUCUGGUUUGUCAAUCACAAAUAUGACUACAGACACUCUAAUCACCACUGUUACAAUCUCCGAAAAUAAAACCAACUAUCAAUAUGGUUACAUAUUUCCCUGCACUAGUGAACUCUAGCUGGGAGUAAUUUUUUUUACAGUUAAGUGUUUUACUCUGUGUCAGGGGAGGUGGAUUGCUGACAAACAGUACUUCCCAAAUCCCUCCAGGCUUUGGACUGAAACUGUAUAACUGUUACAUUUCAGGAGAAGGAGAGGGAAUUACUCAAGAGAGAUGAAGAAUUAUCAGAGCUGAACCUAAGACUCACAGGGGAAAUCAUGAGGAUCAAUAGAACAAUUGCAGAAUUAAAGAAAGUUAACCCAGAGAUGGCAAGAAGGACAGGUGACGGGGACAUGGAUGUGGGUAAGUAACUACACAUGGACAUAUUAAAAAAUGCUCAGACUUUUUGAUGGUGAAAUGAAAUACACAUACUUUAAGAUGGUACAUUGGAAGUGUUUAUAAUUACAAGAGAAAAAGUACCACUGUUAUAUAUGCUCGUUUUUUUUGUCUUGGGAAACCUUGAGGCCCAGGAAAACAAAACCAACAAUAGUUUCUAGAGAAGGAUGUUUUUUGACUUGUCACUAGCAUGGGACAAAGAAAAAAAUUCUGUUUCUAUUACUUAACAAUAUAGUUGUCAUUGUAGACAUGUUACCAGUUUCCCCAGAGAGUACUCCUGAAGGUCCUGGAACCACAGGGAACCAGGAAGAUGUUAUGGCAACAGAGAAUACAGGGCUAAGAACUCCAUUAGAGACAAACUCCUGCAAAGAUUCAGCUGUGCAGGUACAUAACUGUUAUGUUUAAAUGGUCAAUAAAAACUUCAUUGAUGUAUACACCAUGAAAUAUUUGGAGCUCAUGGAGGAAAAUGAUAUAACCAAAGACCUGAGAACAAAUUGUUUGAAGAAUCAGGGGUAUUUUUGUAGUGCUUCUGUUAGUCUUUGUUAAAUAGUUAUCAACCAUAAUUUAAAGGUGGUCUGUGAUCUUUGAACAUCAGUGAUGAUUGUAAAUGUAAGUAGCCUUUAUCUUAAGGGUUUCUAUAGUAGACUGUCAAGGGCCAAUUUUUUUCCACUCUAUUUUUUCUUGUCAAACUAAGCAUUAUUGUUUUAAUUAGGGUUUUCAAGAAAAGAAAAACAUUGAAAUGCACACAAGUUAUUUACAGAAAUGUAUGAACUGAAUUCUUUGACCUACCAAAGUGUGAAUAGCAAAUUACAUGUCAACAUAAAUGACUCCUGAAGGGUUUCUUGUGGGAAGACAUCCUGUUCCUUGAAUUCCCAUUGCGUAAAAACCUCCUGAUUUUGGUUGAACAUGGAGAUCAUUACUAUCCGUCUACAUUUAAAACAAAAAUAUGAAUGGAGAGAGACAAAAGGAGAGGAGUCUAUUGGUGGAAGUAAAAAAGAAAGCUGGCUGUCAGCACAAGAGGUCACUGAAAUAGAUAAAGGCUCGAGGUUUAGGCAAUCCUCUCUGCUAGUACUUGAUCAUCAACCAUGGUUUUUUUGCCACGGCAUGCUAAAGCCACUUGUAAGUUGAAAAAAAAACUUUAUUUUGCCACAAUAACUUAUGAUUUACUUUUCUGCAGAAAGGAAUGGGAAGGAGAAAGAAGUUCCCAGAAGAACAUGUCCAUUUACCAUGGAUACCAAUCGUAUGUUAACUAAUUAUUUUUGUAGUUAGUUUUUGCAAUGAUGCUUCAUUCGAUUUACCUAUCAAAACCAUAAGAUUUUGAACUUGAAAUUUCAGACAAUCAUUUUGGAUGAGGAAGUCCUUACCUUUAUGAACGCUACAAAUAGUAACGUACUGGCUUAACCAAAGAAUAAAUAAAACAAUCUUUUAACUUGCAAUAGGGUGGCGGGUUAAUAUUUCCCCCCCACUAGUGGACUCCAGCCGGGAGUAUUUUUUUACAGAUAAAAAUGUUUUACUCUGUGUCAGCAGAGGUGGAUUGUGAACAUAAAUCCCACAUCCCUCCAGGCUUUCGAUUGCAAUUGUACAACUGUUACAUUUCAGAAGAGGGAAAAGAAAGAAGAUGAAUUGUCGAGCCAGAACUGGAAAGUAGAGUUCCUUGGCACCGAAGUUGCUGUACAGAAACCACGCAAAUGUGACCAUGUCACGCGUCUCCUUAAUGCCUGGAGAGUUAACCUAGGGAUAGACGACGUCAUGCUUGAGAUCGGACCUUCAAGACUAACCGUUGGUGACCUAUGGACACUUCUUCCUCCGCAUGAGGCCGCGCAAUGCUACUUGGUGACGAGCUCUAUAAGGGACUUUGUCGGGGGUUGGCUCGUAGACAAGGUAGCAUGUUCAUAAAGCAAUCUGCGUUUUAAAAUAUUAUGUAUAACCUACAAUCAAGAACGAUCGCCUUAUUGGACUUUGUCUCAUGUUUAUAUAUCUUCCAUUACACCAGGUUGUGGAAGCUGUGCUAUGGAAAUUCACCCUACAGUAUGACGGCCUGUUUUGAGCAGACAGCACUUUGGCUGAAAUUGUUGAAAUUGUUGAAGGUCUUAGUACGAGUUCGCUGUGGUCAAGAGAAAGCUUCUCAAAUAUUACCAGGAUAUUUGUUCCGAUCGUGGCACGUAGAAUUCACUGGACUCUGUUGGUAGGUUUUCUUUUUAACUUAAUAGAAUUGGUUUGAUUUGGUUAUAUUUAUAUUUAUUUAUAGCAAAUGCAAUCGAUGAAACUGAGUAUAUGAUUAAUUUGAGGUGAAACCAAGAACCCUGACUUCUUGUUUUAAAGGUCUUGGACAAAUCAAAAGCGGCCAGAUACUACUUUGACCCUUUGGCGGGAGAUUCCCAACGAGAAAUUGAUCCUUCAAAAGAUCCUCCUCUCGCAUCACUCAUAAAUAAGAUAAGGUAAGACCAAGUACUGUUGACAUGUCUUUAUUGAAUUGCCUUGUUCUGCCUACAGAAGGGCGAAUAUGAUAGGCAUGCAAUGUCUACUUUCAGUACUUAGAACAGGUGUAUAAUUAUAAAGUCGUAAGUGAAAAAAUUCCGCUCCUUCAAUUUAAAACAGCAGUCAGUUUAAAGUAACCCUUUAUUUGCCUGUCAUCAUAUUUGUAGUGGGUUCACUGACACCAGAACGGGCUGGCGUUCUCUAUCAUGGCCUUGCAUCGAGCCAGUGCACUUUAAACAGAAAGAUGGGUACAACUGCGGAAUUCUCAUUUGUCUCGUAAGUAGCCAACUCGCUAUGCACCCACUCGCGACAUUUGUUUUAAGUUUAUUACAGAAGUCACUAUCCUCAUUACAUUAUGAGGUAUCAAGGUACGAAAUCUUUACCCUCACAAGAUAACGAGCAAUACCGUUCGAUAGGCUAGCCGCUGGAAGAAGUACAUAUGAUUAAAUAUACCUCAACAACCGAUAGUUUCUGCCUUAAAAUGAAUUUAUGGGAAUAUUGCAUAUUCUUCACGAAUUUUUCCUAAUGAUUGAUUGUCAUUUUUGAUCGUUUCUUUCAGUUUGCAAGGUGUUUGUGUGAAGGCUCUUCUGUAGAUGCAAAUUUCGACGUAGCAACCGAACGUGCACGAAUAACGUCUAUGAUAUUUGGCUGUUGUUACGAUGACAUCCUCGAGUAAGUAACCUCAGUCGCAGCUUGUUUCCAAACUGUAUAUCCCUUAAUCUUGCUAAGCAUCAGGUUUGAUCUUGAUAUAGAGUUAGAGUCAAACCUGAGCCAAUAAAAAAGAAGAGAUAAUUAAAUAAAUGAUCAUGAAAUAUAUGUUCCGUCCGCUGUAGGAGAAAUAUCAACGUCUGCAAAGUGUGUCGAGACAGCGAUGGAGAAGACUGGCGGAGAUGCGGCAGUUGUAAACAGCUUUUCCAUGCAAGUUGUAUCAAAGUGGAUUUCUCAAAGACUCCCUCAGGCUACUUUGUCUGCCCCUGUUAAUUUCACAACAUUGUUGCGGAUAAGUUACGUAAAUCGACAGUGGAGAAGAUUCUCCCCAGAGUUGGGCCUCAGGCAAGGGCUAAUGAGAUCAUUGGCAUAAAUGAAAUCCGGAAUUUCAUUCGUUUUACUCUUUGUUGUUCUGUGAUUGAUCAAGAAGACCCAUGCCAUUUUCUCCACCAAUCAGUCGAAUGCAAACCCGAAACCAAUCACGACUUGGUCACACGCGUUUUCCCGCGCUUCAAGCCGUUUGGCUAUUCUUACUUUGAGUUCUCAUUGGCUCCUUGUAUUUUUUUACCUAAGUAAAAAACACGACACUUAAUUGAAAGGCGCUCUACUUGUACGAGG
Pocillopora meandrina is the source of this 5606-nucleotide messenger RNA. NCBI's taxonomy places the organism in Eukaryota, Metazoa, Cnidaria, Anthozoa, Scleractinia, Pocilloporidae. The record is from the annotation of a GenBank genome assembly.